Messenger RNA from Photinus pyralis (common eastern firefly), 1622 nucleotides. It is a transcript of the gene DIP-kappa, whose product is annotated as neurotrimin. The transcript is spliced from 11 exons. NCBI's taxonomy places the organism in Eukaryota, Metazoa, Arthropoda, Insecta, Coleoptera, Lampyridae. Gene Ontology annotation, cellular component: neuron projection. The record is from RefSeq and is a predicted model, not a curated record. The coding region runs from base 64 to 1371 and encodes 435 amino acids.
CAGAUACUCCGUGCCGUUCGGAGCGAAAGCUCGUUCCGGUAAUGCCCUCGGUCACUUAGUGCCAUGCCGUCUACGCUACUGGUGUUGGCAUUGACGCUCGCCUGGACGACAACUAUCGUGCUUGGGAAACGAGUCCGCAACACGGAGCCGAAUCGAAUAUCAGUUAUGGGAGAUUUUAAUCACGAAAUGUCAUACCCGCGCUUUGCAGAACCCAUCCCUAACGUAACCGUGACUGUGGGGCGCGACGCACUGCUGACCUGCGUGGUCGACAACCUGCGGGGAUUCAAGGUCGCGUGGGUUCGUGUUGAUACACAAACUAUCCUAUCCAUACACCACAACGUCAUCACUCAAAAUCCCCGAAUAUCGUUAAGCUACAACGACCAUCGCUCUUGGUAUUUACACAUUAAAAAUGUUCAACAAGCCGACAGAGGUUGGUACAUGUGCCAAGUAAACACUGAUCCUAUGCGAAGUCGCCAAGGAUACUUACAAGUUGUCGUUCCUCCUAGUAUAAUUGACCGCGAAACUAGUUCAGACAUGGUAGUUCUAGAAUCCACAAACGUAAGUCUCACCUGCAAAGCUACAGGUUUUCCGGAACCGUACGUGAUGUGGAGACGCGAAGACGGUGAAGAUAUUCGAUACAACGGCGAAAACGUAAACGUAGUCGACGGGGAAAUACUUUUUAUUACAAAAGUGAGUCGAUUACACAUGGCUGUGUAUUUAUGUAUAGCUUCCAAUGGGAUUCCACCGUCUAUAAGUAAACGUGUUCAAUUAAGGGUGCAAUUUCCCCCAAUGCUCUCCAUCCCCAAUCAACUGGAGGGAGCGUAUAUCGGCCAAGAUGUGGCUCUUGAGUGUCACACUGAAGCGUUUCCAACAUCAAUUAAUUAUUGGACCACAGAAAGGGGAGAUAUGAUAGUUUCAGGUGAUAAGUACGAAGCAGUCUCAAUGGAAAGUGGAUACAAAAAAUACAUGAUGCUGAAAAUACGAAGCGUGAGCGUGUCGGAUUUCGGAUCGUACAAAUGCGUCGCCAAAAACUCUCUCGGGGAAACGGAUGGUGUUAUCAAGUUGGAGGAAAUUCCGGCUCCAACGACUAUACGCACAACAACUCAGUUUCUUACCGUAGCGUCUAGGAAGAAAGGUAGAACGUGGGGAGAGAGACACGAACGAGGCGAUUCGAAUGAGAACCGCGUCGUUGGAGAUAAAAACAGAGAACAUCUUGAAUAUGGUUAUGACGAUGAAUACACUCUACCUUCAAUUGCCCCACCUCCCAUACACGAAGACCCCGGAGCUUUCAGCAGCGGAUCAAGAUCUCUAAUCCAUCGACUGCUUACGCUGCUUGUUGUGCUGGGGUUGGUGACACUAAAUCGCAGGUGACUUCGCUUUUCAUAAUAUAAGAGUUUUCGCAUCGAAUGUUUGACGUUUAGUGGUGGAAGUGACAUAUCUUGUGCGACUGAAUUUUGUACUGUAAAUAUGUAAAAAAGACUAACGUUUGUAAAACGUAUAUAUAAUGUAUAUAACAUAUUCGCGAUGCUAUUUAGGUCUAUAUAAGAUGCCUGAUAAUAGAGCGUGAUACUACCAUGUAUUAGAUAAGUAAAUUUCUCAAUAAAGCUGCUACAAUUCGCGAG